Messenger RNA from Salvelinus namaycush (lake trout), 1158 nucleotides. RefSeq names its product recoverin-like. The record is from RefSeq and is a predicted model, not a curated record. The coding region runs from base 1 to 582 and encodes 193 amino acids. The transcript is spliced from 3 exons. Gene Ontology annotation, molecular function: calcium ion binding. Lineage: Eukaryota; Metazoa; Chordata; Actinopteri; Salmoniformes; Salmonidae.
AUGGGGAACGCCAAGAGCAGUGCUAUUUCCAAGGAGAUCCUGGAGGACCUGAAGCUCAGCACCAAGUUCACGGAGAACGAGUUGUGCCAGUGGUACGAGAACUUCCAGAAGCAGUGUCCCACCGGACGCAUCUCGCCAGAGGAGUUCGAGACGAUCUACGCGCGCUUCUUCCCCGAUAGCGAAGCCAAGACCUACGCUCAGCAUGUGUUCCGUUCAUUCGACACCAACGAGGACGGCACUCUGGACUUCAAGGAAUACAUCAUUGCACUGCACAUGACCUCCAGUGGGAAGACGACGAGGAAGCUGGAGUGGGCCUUCUCACUGUUCGACGUGGACAAGAACGGAUACAUCACCAAGACAGAAGUGGAAGUCAUCUGCCAGGCCAUCUUUAACCUAAUCCCCAAGGAAGAUCUGCCCAAAUUACCGGCCGAUGAGAAUACACCAGAGAAGAGAGCCAACAAACUGUGGGGAUUCUUUGAGAAACCAGACAACGACCGGUUGGCAGAGGGAGAGUUCAUCAAGGGGGUGACCGAGAACGAAAACGCCAUGCGUCUCAUCCACUACGAACCCAUCACUGACUAGUCAUCCCUUCUUCUUUACCUCUUUCUCCUUCACACACUAUUUCUUCCUCUCAUCCUCUAUCUUUGUCAUUGUAUUCUAGUGUUCUGUCUUUCUCUUCUGUGUAAAUACUCUUGUAUUGCGGUGUCUUAAUUGUACCUUCUAAGAAAGUAGGGGUUUAUGUUGGUUAUAGUAUACAUGUCUGUCUGUGCAUGUAUGUCUAUUGGAUUGAGGCUGUUUUAUGAAGGUAGAUGUGAUAAAUAUGAAGGUUAGAUGGCCGCUAUUGUAAUUAGUGUUUGAUGCAAUAUAAACACAACAUAAAAAUUGAGGCACAAGUGUAUUUAUUUGUUUGUAUAUUGAUACAAUAUCCCUGCUAAAUGCUGUUUUCCUGUCAGAUUGAAGCUACAAUAGCUUUUUGGUACUGUGAGAUGAUCGUGUAAAAGUAAUGGUGGUCUAGUGUUUUGCAGUGUCCUGAAUACUCAUGGACUUGAUCAUUUGGUAACCAUUGUUCAUUCUACACAUUUCAUUAUUCUAAGAAGCUCUAAAUGGUGUUGCUGUAGAAGGAACACUUGAUAUGUGCAAAUGUGAUAAAUGGUAACA